Durusdinium trenchii is the source of this 1733-nucleotide messenger RNA. Lineage: Eukaryota; Dinophyceae; Suessiales; Symbiodiniaceae. The record is from the annotation of a GenBank genome assembly.
GUAUGGCAGAGAACUUCAAUAUCAACCUCCCACCCCUCAUGUCCUGCCCCAUGUUUGUGACCAUUGCCCGUUUGGACGACCGAUGCCAUCAGCACUAUGUGAUGACGGUAGAUGGAUCCAUUCCCUACGAACGCAUCGAAUGGAUGUAUCCCUUCGUUCGAGCCGAGUAUGGCAUGGCCUUGACCCAAUCGGACGUGGCACAUUUCCCGAUGCCCUUCGUGGCCUUUGGCUGGGGCGGCUCUUUGGAAGGGGCUCCAGGGCUCUUUCACCACUUCUUCCGCGAGAUCCGUGGCUUUUAUCUCAUCACCAACGUGCGCCACUUGCCCAAAAGCCUGCAGUCUCAGUUGAGAUCCAUCGUUUUGGACUUGCACGCGGGCGGCCGCGCGGGAAACCAGAGCCACCGCCCUUCGCCCUACGAGAACCUGGCCUCGCUGGCCGACCGCUGCGCUAUGGCGCGCCGGGCCUUCCGCCAGCACGUGGCGCGCACGGCGCGGUGCCACGACGGCGGCAGGGGCGCGACGGCCAUGUGGGCGGAGGAAGCGCUGCGCGGCGAGCGUUUCGAACGGACGACGACGGCGGCGACCCGUCGGGUCAAGCGCGAGGGUGCCGGACACCUUGGCCGGUGUCGUGACGGGACGUGCAUUACGUCUCGUGAAGGGCGGCGCGGCGUACGAAGAAAGGUUGUCCUUACUCAGCACAGUUUGGAUGCUUCGGACCGUUUGGUGCUGCUCUUCGGCCAUUUUGCCGCUUCAAACCUCGCGGUUUCGGGUUGUGACAGAGUGGGUGGUGCAGACCAUGUCACCAUGGGCGGCUGCGAAAGCUGUGCCACGGGCCGCCGGAAGGAGGUUGAGCGCUUAAUUGAUGAAGCAAAGCGGCAUGGCGACUCCCGGAACCUACGCGAUGCCAUCCAAAGAGCAGAGGCCGAGGGAAUGGAUGUCCUCGCCGCCAGGCGGCUUUAUUCGGAGCUGGCGAAGCAAGAGCGGCAGAGCCCCGAACGGGCGCAGGAGAUGCUCCGCUGGGCGGCCUCGACGCAAGAUGGUGUGAUCCUGAGGCAAGUCAUCGAGGAGGUGGAGACCUUGUGCCCCGAUUCGGUGGCGCUACAACCGGCACGCAAGCGCUUGGCCGAGUACCAGGAGGAGAUGAAGCGGCGCAUCAGUCGGACGCAGGACCUGCAGAAGCUCUCCUUCUUUCUGGACCGAGCCAGGCAGAUGGGCAUCCCUUCGGCGGAGCUGGCUGAGCACUUUCACCGGAUCGAGGUGUCGCUGCCCGAGUUCCGGCGCCUCACGGGGCACACGGCGGUGGGCGGCGCCUGCUUGUCCCAGGGGCUGCUGCCCGGCUGCGAGGAGCGCACGAUCUCGCAAUGGUCUCCCUUUGCCCUGGGCAAUCCCAAAGUGGAGACAGUGAAGGACCUCAUCUCCUUGCGUUGCAAGGGCGCCAUCGGCGCGCCCUGGUUCGAAGACCGGGAGCGGCCCAUCGCCGGGGUCGACCUGGCCGAGCCAGGCGGCUCCUAUCAGUCCUAUUCCAUGCUGAGAGACCACAGGUUGAAGCACGCCCGUUGCCCCAACAGUCCUGGAGUGAUGUUUGACCAGAUGAAGGGACCCCCGAUUACCUCCUACGACUACGGCUUCUACCCAGCAGACAUCCGGCCACCAAGGUAUCCCAUCUCCUCCACGUGGAUCUCACGGAGUGCUUCGGAGCUGCAGAAGACGUUGAAGACCUCCAAGGGCCGCUGA